Messenger RNA from Spodoptera exigua (beet armyworm), 558 nucleotides. NCBI's taxonomy places the organism in Eukaryota, Metazoa, Arthropoda, Insecta, Lepidoptera, Noctuidae. The record is from the annotation of a GenBank genome assembly.
AUGAGGCACCGCGGCCUCGGCCUAGAGAAGGAGAAACAACGCGGGGUUUUCUUGGUCAAGUAUGAAGACAUUUAUAGCAGUGACAAUGAGUCAGCUAAUUCCGAUCUGUAUCAAGAUGAUGCAUUUGGUCAAGAUGUUUUUAAAAAUAAAACAUCCGACAUUAAUAAACGAAUUCAGAUGACUUUGGUAAGAUUCAUGACAGAGGUGGAAGCUGGUGACGCAGCUGAUAUGCUUGGUCAGAAUAAACACGUAGAACAAUCAAAUGUUUACCUCGAUUUGGGACGAAGAUUUGUACCCCAGUACAAGUAUACUGAUACAUACAAAGAACCAGCCGCUGAGCACAAUGAUGAGCUAAUACCAGAGAAGGCACCUCCUGAACUGGUGUUGUUGAUUGCAAAGGAGUCUGCAUUGAUGGGACCGGACAAACAAAGUGACUUAAAAGAUUUUGAUGAGAAGAGAAUAUUGAGAUCAGGGCCGUCAGGCAGUAGCCCACCAGACAUAACACCCGUCUGGUCGAAGGUGUUCUCUCAUCCCUCCAAACUGGUGACUACGACGUGA